This is a messenger RNA of Cydia amplana, 726 nucleotides long. RefSeq lists its product as uncharacterized. Lineage: Eukaryota; Metazoa; Arthropoda; Insecta; Lepidoptera; Tortricidae. The transcript is spliced from 5 exons. The coding region runs from base 1 to 726 and encodes 241 amino acids. The record is from RefSeq and is a predicted model, not a curated record. Gene Ontology annotation, molecular function: arylformamidase activity.
AUGAGAAACCCUAAUGUAGAUAUAUUCGACCUCACGCACCCUGUUGUGUGGAAAGACAUGCUGAACAUUUACGAAGAGAUUAAUACAACGCAACUUAAACAAUGGCAGCUCUGCUUCAACUGCGGUUUCCCCGAAAUGGGCACUGCCAUUCACUAUCAAUACUUCGGGUGGAAUGCCUUAAAGCCAGGAGCUAUACCCGUUCAGAAGUUGCUGACCAGGCUCAUAGUCAUAGACAUAAGUUCCCUCACGAAAAGCGAUCCAAAUUUCGUGCUUACUCUGGACGACGCUCGCCGCUGGCUCACCGUGGAACAGGGACCAUUUCGGCCCACUCUUCUCUUGUUCAAGUUUGGAUGGGCCGAUCACCCGUCGUAUGGUCUGAAUUACAAAUGUUACUGUCAGAUGCCUGGAAUCAGCUUCGGUCUGGCGGCGUGGAUAGCAGUCAACCUGAGCCACGUGGUGGGUGUAGCCACAGACACACCCAGUCUGGAGUCGGAGGAGACACGGAAUGCGACGGCUAAGACUGUAUCGGCUCUGUUUGGCAAAAGUGGCGUUUACAUGAUAGAAAAUGUGGAUGCGAGGAGGAACUUACCAGAAAAGGGCUGCAUGGCGUUGGUUUCGCCCAUGAAGGUUCUAGAUGGGAAUUUCGUGCCGUGCCGCUUCACCGCCUUCUGCCCGCGCCGCCGCCAAGAUAAAGUGGAGAUAAUCGUCGCUCCUCGACCUCACUAA